AUGGAUGUAGACAUCGAAAAUAUUUCAGAAGAAUUUAGCAAGAUUUUUGACGUUGAUCGAAGAAAAAGUCAAAUAGAAAUUAUAAAUCUAAAAAAUGACAUCACUUUAAAAUUACAUUCAAAUGUCAACAUGUGGAAAUUUAUGUCUCAGGAAAAAUAUCCAAUUUUGAUUGAUUCGUAUCAACGAAUUCUUUCAUGCUUUGGAAGCACAUAUUUAUCCGAAACAUCAUUUUCAAGUAUGAAAAUGAUAAAAUCUCAAUACAGGACACGUUUAACGGAUGACCAUCUUGGGGAUUGCAUGAGAAUAGCAAUAAGCUUAUACGAGCCAGAAUUUGAAAUAAUCGCAAGUGAAUUACAAUGCCAAAAAUCGCAUUAA
This is a messenger RNA of Octopus sinensis (East Asian common octopus), 375 nucleotides long. RefSeq lists its product as uncharacterized. Bases 1 to 375 code for a protein of 124 amino acids. The record is from RefSeq and is a predicted model, not a curated record. Gene Ontology annotation, molecular function: protein dimerization activity. Lineage: Eukaryota; Metazoa; Mollusca; Cephalopoda; Octopoda; Octopodidae. The transcript has a single exon.